Messenger RNA from Neurospora crassa OR74A, 3791 nucleotides. RefSeq names its product C2H2 type zinc finger domain-containing protein. Bases 551 to 3625 code for a protein of 1024 amino acids. Gene Ontology annotation, cellular component: chromatin. NCBI's taxonomy places the organism in Eukaryota, Fungi, Ascomycota, Sordariomycetes, Sordariales, Sordariaceae. Gene Ontology annotation, molecular function: DNA-binding transcription factor activity, RNA polymerase II-specific; zinc ion binding; RNA polymerase II cis-regulatory region sequence-specific DNA binding. The record is from RefSeq and is a predicted model, not a curated record. The transcript has 5 exons. Gene Ontology annotation, biological process: regulation of transcription by RNA polymerase II.
CCCAAACAAGUAGCAUUUCGACCUAUCAUGGAAAUCAGAUGGACCUCUGUGGCUCUGGACCCCCCGUUCCGCCUCCUGAAGCUCCAGCAAAGCCCCCCCCUUUGGAUCCACCAACCCGGCCGUCCUAAACGACCCGAGAACCCAGUCCUGGACUUCUCGCCAGUCUCCUCAUUCCCAAGCUUUCCCCAGUUUCGAUUUUCCACUUCUCAGGGACCUGACCUGGAUCCCAAAGGGCCUCAACUGGACCCUACCUGGCCGAAAAAGGGUAAAGACGCAGCUCCCGCCCGGCCAAACUCCACACCCCGCACUUUGCCAACAACUGCGCCAACCAGUCACCAAAGAAUCGACGAAUCCGGCUGUCGGCUGCUAUUCUGUCCGGCCCUAGACGUGCCACCGCCAAAAUCGUCCAGGCCAUCCGGCUUUAUGUGCAGGCUUGGGCUUCGACUACUCGACGACGUCAACAUCGAAGAGGGCAUGACAACACAGCUCAGCCAGAUGACGCGACGGCAACAACGAGGGCCCCCAUCCAUCUGAAGAAUCAACUGCCAAAAUGAGUGAAGCCGCGCCUGUUCAUCGCUGCCCCGUCUGCUAUAAGACGUACAAGCGUCGGGAGCAUCUGCAAAGACAUCGCGCUUCACACACCUCGGAACGCCCACAUCGUUGCAUUCUGUGCAGUGCCUCUUUCCAACGGACAGACGUCUUGAAGCGUCAUAUUCAGACAUGCGACGGGCUGCCUCAUGGCUCGUCUGGCCGCCGAAGGGCCUGCGACAGAUGCGUUCGCCAGAAAAAAGCUUGCAACUCGGCCCAGCCCUGCCAAAAUUGCUCAAAACGCGCAGUCCAAUGCUUGUACUCGAGCGUUGGUAGUUCAUCGACAAGCCAGGACGGAGAAGCGGGUAGCACCAGUGCUGCCAACUCGGUUGAGAGCUUUUCCAACACGCCCAGCACUCAGCAGCAACAGCAACAGCAACAACAGCAACAGCAACAACAGCAACAACAGCAACAGCAACAACAGCAACAGCAACAACAGCAACAGCAACAACAGCAGCAACAACAGCAGCCACAGCAACAGCAACAACAGCAGCAGCAGACUCAGCAAUAUCAGCAUCAACAGUUCCUUCAUCAACAGCCUCAGCAGCUUCACCAGCAACAGCAGCAGCAGCAACAAGAACAACAACAACAACAACAACGACAGCAACAACGACAACAACAACAACAACAGCAACACCAACAGCAACACCAACAGCAACACCAACAGCAACACCAACAGCAACACCAACAGCAACACCAACAGCAACACCAACAGCAGCAGCAUCAGCCGAUUUAUCUCCAGCAACAGCACCAGUAUCAGCACCAACAAUAUCAUCAUCAUCAACAACAGCAGCAGCAGCAGCAGCAUCCGCAGCGACCGCCACACCACCAAUUCCAGCCGCAACAACACCAACAACAGACCUACCAGCAGCAUCCACACCAGCAGCAACACAAUCAACAGCAGCGCCAUCAUCACAACGUCCUCCACGCUCAAGUUACCCAACCACUCACCCAGAUCCCUCAAAUAGCUCCGGUACCGGUUCCCCAGAUACCCCGUAAUCACCAAGUUCCGGUUCCCCAGAUUCUUCAACAGUCCCAUCAGUCCCACCAGCCUCAUUCAGCUCAUCAGCCUCAUCAUGUACCCUUCCACCACCCCGGUGUGGCCCACUUUGACGACCUCGACAACCUCCUUCAGGACGCUGCUGGCCAGUUCCCGAUGCUUGGACACCAGGACACCCAUAUCCCCGACUGGAUUGAGAUGGAGCUACCCAUGGGCACUCAUGCAAUGGAUACUCCGGAAGGUAACACCACGUCCAGGUCGACUCCCUCUUCAGAAACUCAUCGUGGCUACUCUUUUGACUUCCUGUAUGAUUUCACUAGUAGGACUGGUCUCGUUGACUCGUUUGAAUGCGGCACUCAUGCGCAAAGGAGGGCGGUCGUAGAUGCCUUCUAUGCAUCAUAUGCCGAGCAGCAAAAACACCAUCAACAGCUACAACAGAUACAGCAGCAGCAGCAGCAGCAGCAACAACACCUCAAAGCACAGCAACAGAUUCAGGGCCAGCUUGAAUUCCACCCAAUGUUUCCGCAACUACAACAUCAUAUGGGUCAGCCCCCACUUUCGCCCGCUUCGUCGUCAGCUGUCUCAAUUUCGGCUACGUCGAAUGAUUAUAGCUAUAUGCCAUGGACUCCUUGGUCCUCUUGGCUCAGUAAUCCAAUUAUUAUCAAGCUGCAAGAGAUUGUGGUUUCGAUCAUGAAUGUAGUCAGACAUAAACCGUCUAACAGUACUUUGGGUACUCUGACUUGGACACCCGAUAAAGAGCAGGAGUGUCUUCAAUUCUUUUCGCCGCAGAGGUUUGCCAAGUUCCUUGAACUGUUCUGGUCAUGCUGGCAUCCAAAUGUCAACUUUAUGCAUCGCCCUUCCUUCGACCCCACCAGCGCAAAGCCGACUCUGCUGGCGGCUAUGGCUUUGACAGGUGCCUCGGUCUCUCCGGAUGAGCAAGACACCAAGGACGCAAAAGUGUGGUUUAACUGUGUUGAGGAGAUGGUCUUCACGGAUGACGACUUUUGUAGCGACACUGAGCCUGGUUCACCGGCCGACGAUGAUGCCAAUCCUGCUUCAGCUCUACAUUGCAAACGAAAACUCCAAGCCCUGCAAGCUUCGUACAUCGUCUGCCUUUAUCAGAAUUGGGAAGGUUCAGACGCUAGCAAGAGGAGGAUUCGUCGCCAUCGCUUCAACACUGUGGUAUCUGUGGCGAGAGACAUCGGCAUUCCUAUGGCGAAGCAUCUCGAAUAUGGCCGGCUGCUCAGACAUGAGUUUGACUGGCACGAGUAUGUGGUGAGGGAAGAACUUAUACGCACCUUCCUGUGGGUAUUCCUUCUCGAUACAGCCUUUGUGAUCUUCAACAAUCUCCCUCACCGCAUGGUUAUUAAGGAGAUGAGAAUGCACAUGGCUAGUCCAGAAGCGGUCUUCCAAGCUCCGACAGCAGAGAAGUGCCUCGAGGAGAUUUACCAGUGGAUGCCUUCGUCGAGUCCUAUUUGCAACACUCUGCUCCGCGACGUGCUCGAAAACGUCAUCGGCACCACCCUUGACGCAGACACGUUGCAGCGGUUGGCUCGACUUGGGCCCCUCAAUUUGUUUGUCGUUGUUUCCGUGUUCCAUUAUAUGAUAUUCCAGCACCAGAAUUUGUUCGGGGUAGAAGGUCAACUUGUGCCGAUCCGUAAUGGCCUGGAUAAUUGGAUAACGAUCUGGGAGUUGUGGUGCGACCACUGGUCGUCUACGCCGCCCCACUGCAUGGCAGCCAGCGACAACCUCACACCCGCAAACAUGUGGAAAAGGAUCGGUUUCAUCCGGUGUUCGGCCGAGUACUGGCUUCUUGGCAGUCUCCUCACGGAUCGUAUCGCGCGAAAGACAUCAGGCGGCGUUAGAGAAAACCAGGGCAAGGGGUCGUCUCCGGACUCUUACCCCGACGAGUUGACAGGAAGCGGCAAAGGCAAAUCGAACGACCCGAUUCUCAUCAAGUACGACCAAACCAGCAUGCGACAGGUCAACGAGCUGAUCAGCGACUUUAAGAAAAUCCAGCUUGAGGAAAUUGAAUGACAAAACGAGUAAUGGGUUAGGUAUUCCAAGGGUAAGGAAAGGUAACGAAAGAGGGACGAUGAUGUUGGAUAUUGGGACGGCGCAGCACUUUUGGGUUUGACAGUCGGACACAGUAAAGGGAUACAGCGCUAUCACUCUUUUAAGGAAUCAUCACUCAGUUUCUGAG